CUCUCAUCUUCACAAUUCCAAACUAGUAGUUCUUUCUCCAUUUUUUGUUUGGUUACUAGGAAAGGAAAAGAAAAGAAAAGAAAAAUCCUCUGUUAUGGCUUCCUCUAAAGGCCUAACUUUCCUAGCUUUGCUGCUUGUAUUGCUUCCAAUGGUUGCUAUGGGAGAUGACUUGCUGCCAGAGUUUUAUGAGAAGGUAUGUGAAGAAGUAAAUUGUGGGAAGGGAACUUGUGUAGCAAACAUAACAUAUGCAUUCAACUACAUCUGUGAAUGCGAGUCUGGUUGGAAGAGAACCCGAUACGACGAUGUUGAUGACGCUGCACCAUUUCUUCCUUGUGUGAUUCCAAACUGUACUCUGGACUACUCGUGCCAGCCAGCUCCACCUCCAGUUCCAGCAACAGAAGUUCCACGCAACUCAUCUUUCUUCGAUCCUUGUUAUUGGGCAUACUGUGGAGAAGGAAGUUGUACAAAGAACAAAACAUACAACUACGAAUGUUCAUGCCAAUCCGGGUUCUAUAAUCUCAUGAACAGCACUUACUUCCCCUGCUACAGCGAUUGUACGAUUGGAUCGGAUUGUGCAAGUCUCGGAAUUAAAGUUGCAAAUCAAGAAACCGGUGGAAGUCAAGGAACAUCAAUCCUGCCAGGAAAAUUUCACUGGAUCAUGAUCUUGCUCAUGUCAAUGGCUUUGUUCAUCAAGAAUUAAUUAGUCCCAGCUCGAUCACUGUGUUCUGUGAUCAAAUCUAUUAUUAUCAUCUCCCAGAUUCUUGUGUUGAUAGUUAGUAUGAAUAAGGCAGAUUAUUUAUUAUUCCUGAGAUUAUUGUUGUUGUUGUUGUUUGUUGUAUAAGACUUGUUACAGAUUGAAUAAUUGAUUUUAUGUAUUUGUUUGUU
Molecule: messenger RNA, 885 nt
Organism: Tripterygium wilfordii
Lineage: Eukaryota; Viridiplantae; Streptophyta; Magnoliopsida; Celastrales; Celastraceae
Exons: 6
Coding region: 95-700 (201 amino acids)
Source: RefSeq, a predicted model, not a curated record